AUGAUUUCAAGAUCAAUUCAAAUUACUAAAAAAUCAAUAAACACAACCUCAAUAAAACAAUUUUCAAAAAUUUCAAAUUUAAAAAAUACAAUUCAAUCACAAUCAGAUGCAUCAUCAACAAUUCAAAAUCAACAAUCAUCAUCAGAAAUCCAAGAACAACCUCAAUUACAACAACAACAAGAAAAUUUAGGUUCUUUUAAAUCUUUUGCUGAAUAUAGAUUAAAAGUUCAAAAUCAAUCACCAUUAGCUGUUAGAUCAAAAGAUUUUAAUGCUAAUUUAAGACAAGCACAACAUUAA
Messenger RNA from Lodderomyces pseudojiufengensis, 297 nucleotides. RefSeq lists its product as uncharacterized. The record is from RefSeq and is a predicted model, not a curated record. The transcript has a single exon. Bases 1 to 297 code for a protein of 98 amino acids. Lineage: Eukaryota; Fungi; Ascomycota; Pichiomycetes; Serinales; Debaryomycetaceae.